Molecule: messenger RNA, 2033 nt
Organism: Pezoporus occidentalis (night parrot)
Lineage: Eukaryota; Metazoa; Chordata; Aves; Psittaciformes; Psittacidae
Gene: CTSK
Product: cathepsin K
Exons: 8
Coding region: 679-1671 (330 amino acids)
Cellular component (GO): lysosome
Molecular function (GO): cysteine-type endopeptidase activity
Source: RefSeq, a predicted model, not a curated record
GAUGGGGCUGAUGCCACCGGGCCAUGACCAAGGUUUUCUGCUUGUCCCAGGCAGGAGCCUCGUGAUGAGGUGCCCGUCACUGCAGAAAGCACCGUCUGGUCCUGCUUCCCCCUGUGCUGCUGCGGGGUCAGGGCUGAACUGGGCACCAGUGGCUGAAUCCUGCCCUUAGUGGGGCAGCAGCCUUGGUUUGGGGACACUGGGGACAGAGAUGAGGCCCCGUCCCCUGCUCCAGGUGUCACACAGCAUCCCUGGGGGAGGGUUUCAUCCUGCCCUCAUCCUUUGGGACCACCGUGUCCCAAAGCAAGCGGGUGCUCAGCUCCCCUUGGGAAGCAGUGUGGGUCUCCCGGGAAUGCGGGCAGCCCGUGGGGCAGGGCUAUGGGACAAGGAGAUGUCCUUAGGGCAGGACAUCGCUGGAGCAGGAUCCAGAGCCACCAGCCCCACAGCUGGGGCUGACUCAGCAUCACGUGAAGCCGGGAGGGAGCCGCUGCUGGAUCCCCCCCUCCCUUCCCGGUCUCCUCCUUCCCUCCACCCCUGGAGCAGCUCCCAAAACUUUCCAGCUGCCGCUUGAACUUCCUCAAUCCGGGAGCAUAAAAGAGCCGCGGCCGCAGCGCCUGCAUCCCGGUCCUGGCUGCACCGUCCCCCGCCAGCACCGUGCUGGGCGCUCAGCUCGUCCCCAGGAUGUGGUGGCCCACACUGCUGGCCCUGCUGGUCCCUGCGGUGGCCCAGUUGCAUGCGGAGCGGGAGCUGGAUGCCCAGUGGGACCUAUGGAAGAAAACCCACCGCAAGCAGUACAACGGCGAGGAGGACGAGGCGGCGCGGAGGUUGAUCUGGGAGAAGAACCUCAAGUACAUCAACACCCACAACCUGGAGCACGCGUUGGGCGUUCACACCUUCGAGCUGGCCAUGAACCACUUGGGUGACUUGACCAGCGAGGAGGUGCUGAGGACAAUGACAGGGUUGAAGGUGCCCCGUGGCCGUCCCCGUCGCAACGAGACGCUCUACGUCCCUGACUGGACCGAGAGGGCCCCGGCGGCCGUGGACUGGAGGAGGAAAGGCUACGUGACCCCUGUCAAGAACCAGGGCCAGUGCGGCUCGUGCUGGGCGUUCAGCUCGGUGGGUGCCCUGGAGGGGCAGCUCAAACGCAGGACGGGGAAGCUGCUGUCCCUCAGCCCGCAGAACCUGGUGGACUGCGUGGCCAACAACGACGGCUGCGGCGGCGGGUACAUGACCAACGCCUUCGAGUACGUGCGGCAGAACCGCGGCAUCGACUCCGAGGAUGCCUACCCCUACAUCGGCCAGGACGAGAGCUGCAUGUACAGCCCCACGGGCAAGGCAGCCAAGUGCCGCGGCUACCGCGAGAUCCCCGAGGGCAACGAGAAGGCGCUGAAGAGGGCAGUGGCCAGGAUCGGCCCCGUCUCGGUGGGCAUCGACGCCAGCCUCCCCUCCUUCCAGUUCUACAGCCGCGGCGUGUACUAUGAUGAGAGCUGCAACGCCCAGAACAUCAACCACGCCGUGUUGGCGGUGGGCUACGGCACGCAGAAGGGCACCAAGCACUGGAUCCUCAAGAACAGCUGGGGCGAGGAGUGGGGCAACAAGGGCUACGUGCUCCUGGCGCGCAACAUGAACAACGCCUGCGGCAUCGCCAACCUGGCCAGCUUCCCCAGGAUGUGAGCCCCCAUCCCGCUUCCCAGCUCCCCUCCUUGCUCCCCGUCUCCGAAGCUGGUGUUGCUCCAGGGGAAUCUCUGCCUUUCCAUGAGAAACCUCCCCAGGAACUGGGGGAGGCCCCAGCUCCCUAUGGAAGUUGGGAUGAGCUCCCCCCAGCUCCUUUGCCGUGCCGGGUUCUGCCUUCCCAUGGCCACAGACACUCAGGGCCGGCUCCAGAGAGUCUGAUCCACCCGGAGAUGCUUGUGCAAACAGGCGCUGUUCCUCUGGGAAUGGGACAUCCCCAUGGAGAGCGCUGUCCCCCUGCGCGCCAAGGCGGGAUGCAAGGAAUGAUAGGACUUUAUUUUUAAAUAAACACUGUUGGGAAUAAA